Morchella sextelata is the source of this 687-nucleotide messenger RNA. RefSeq lists its product as uncharacterized. The transcript has a single exon. The record is from RefSeq and is a predicted model, not a curated record. The coding region runs from base 1 to 687 and encodes 228 amino acids. Lineage: Eukaryota; Fungi; Ascomycota; Pezizomycetes; Pezizales; Morchellaceae.
AUGAACUCUUCACCCCAAACCUCCCCACCUAAACGCACAGGCAAGCCCCUCCCCCACCUCACCUCAGCCCUCGACCACCUCGAGUCCCGCAGCCUCCACAUCUCCACCCUCCUGCACACCAGCGCCCCCUCCCGCUCCAUAAUCCCCGACAACGACUACAGCCUCCUGAAGCUCACCAGCUCCCUCACACGCAGCGUCUGCACCACCCUCGACAUCUUCACCAGCGCCCACGUCCGCUGCUGGUCCGACGCCACCUUUCGCCAGUGCGCACUACGCUGUCUCCGCCUGCACCGCAACGUGCGAGACAGACAGUGGGAGAUUGGUGAGAUGUUCCACGAGUUCAGGGACUGGAGACGCAGUGAUGAUGAGUUUGUGUAUGAGAGGUGGCUCGAUGAGGUUGUUGGUGUGGAGUUGAGGGCGGGGAUGGAGGCGCGGAUGGUGGAGAUUAUGUUAGUGGCGUUUCUGGGGGAGAUGGCGGAUGGGGACCGGAGGUGGCUGGAGAGGGGCUUUGGGGGGGUGGAUGAUGUGGUGACGGAGGAUUGUUUGGGUGUGCAGGUUUCUGCAGCGCAGAGGUCGUAUCCUGCCGAGGACGGUGAAGAUGUGAGUGUGAAGCCGCUGGAUGUUCUAAGAGCUGUGCGGCGUACGUCCGCCCUCCCACCGCGGUCAUGGUUCUGCUCCAGGUUCUGA